AGCUGUUUAUCUGACAUUCAAAGUUGACUAGGCAUCCUGCAUUUAUUUUAUCCGAUAGCUCUCACUUGAGAAGAGGGCUUAACUUUUUCAUUCCUGACAUAGAGUUUACUACAUUUUACUUGGUUUUGAAGCCUUGUUAAAUGGAUAACAAAGAUGUUGCCCUGAGAUUGGAGGGAAGAGGGUCUUUGGCAAUCAUAUUGUGCUACAUGACCAUCCAUGUGAUUUUUAUCUAGUCAAUUGCUAGGAGUCUAAAACAGGAUUUACAAGAGUUCUUUUACAAACUUGGUGUAAAACUGAAAGAAAACACGUUGUAUGAAACAGUUCCCCAAAGUGUUACUGUAGUUCCAAGCCCAAGACCCGGCAGACCAAGACUACACAUCCCACAAUCCUAAGCGGCGUCCCCAGGCCCUCGCCUUGAUCCCCGGCCUCGUUCUCGCCAAUCCCCGCCACUCCAGGGCUGUGGUAGCAGGCUGUUCUCGCGACUUUUUCUUUACUCUUCUGCCGUGCUACUAGUAUCGCGAGAUUUCCUUCUACUCUGCCGCUCCCUUUGCCGCCGCCUUAGCCGGGGACUCGAACCCAGCCUCUCCCCUAUCCGAACACCGGCCCCGGCUCCACCGAGGCCCCGGUCCCCCAACCCCGCCUCGCCGCCGCCAUGGCGGACCCUAAAUACGCCGACCUUCCCGGCAUUGCCAGAAAUGAGCCAGAUGUUUAUGAAACCAGCGACCUACCUGAGGAUGAUCAAGCGGAAUUUGAUGCGGAGCUGGAGGAACUGACAAGCACAAGUGUGGAGCACAUCAUUGUCAAUCCCAAUGCUGCCUAUGACAAGUUCAAAGACAAGAGAGUGGGAACAAAGGGACUUGAUUUCUCAGAUCGUAUUGGAAAAACCAAGAGGACAGGAUAUGAAUCUGGAGAAUACGAGAUGCUUGGAGAGGGUUUAGGAGUGAAGGAGACACCCCAGCAAAAAUACCAGCGACUACUCCAUGAGGUCCAAGAGCUGACAAGUGAAGUUGAGAAAAUCAAGACAGCAGUGAAGGAGUCAGCCACUGAGGAGAAGCUGACCCCUGUGGUGCUGGCUAAACAGCUGGCAGUGCUGAAGCAGCAGCUGGUGGCUUCCCACCUGGAGAAGCUUCUGGGACCAGACGCUGCAGUCAACCUCACUGACCCUGACGGAGCUCUGGCUAAGCGCCUACUGCUGCAGCUAGAAGCAACAAAGAAAAGCAAAGGAGUUUCAGGAGGGAAACCCACCACCGGAACCCCUCCAGAUAGCAGUCUUGUCACUUAUGAACUACAUUCUCGGCCUGAGCAGGACAAGUUCUCUCAAGCUGCCAAAGUUGCAGAACUUGAGAAGCGCCUGACAGAGCUGGAGGCAACUGUGCGCUGUGAUCAGGAUGCCCAGAAUCCCCUUUCUGCAGGACUACAGGGAACCUGUCUUAUGGAGGCUGUAGAGCUCUUGCAGGCAAAGGUGGGAGCCCUGGACCUUGCCGUUUUGGACCAAGUGGAGGCCCGGCUGCAGAGUGUCCUGGGAAAGGUGAAUGAGAUUGCCAAGCAUAAAGCCUCUGUAGAAGAUGCAGAUACGCAAAGCAAGGUCCACCAGCUAUAUGAAGCCAUACAGCGCUGGAGCCCCAUCGCCUCCACACUCCCUGAGCUGGUGCAGAGACUUGUCACCAUCAAGCAGUUGCAUGAGCAAGCCAUGCAGUUUGGUCAGCUCCUGACACACUUGGAUACCACCCAGCAGAUGAUUGCUAAUUCCCUUAAGGACAACGCCACCCUCUUGACCCAGGUACAGACAACCAUGCGUGAAAACCUGGCCACAGUUGAGGGAAACUUUGCCAGCAUUGAUGAGCGGAUGAAGAAGCUGGGAAAGUGAGCACUGUGGGGAAUGGUGAACAGGGAUUAGAUAAUCCCUGCCCCUCUGAACUCCUAACAGCUUAUGUAGGGUCUUCCCUUCAUUCUAACUCUUGCAUCCUGUCCCAUGUGACACUGGGGGUGAGGGGGUCUUCUUGCAUGUGGGAUUUAUACCCUCUGCUGAUGAAUACAGAACAGUAGCUGGGGGAUAUUAGAUGGUGGUCUCUCUUCAGGCCCAGGGCAUAAGGAUGUGAGCCCAGCCACAUGCCAGCUCACAUCCAGUACUGCUUUGCCCAGUGUGGGAAGGAAUGGGUCCUAUCCUCCAACACAGCUUUGUAAUACUGUACAACUGUUUGUGACCAUUAAAUGCUGUUGUACUCUG
Otolemur garnettii (small-eared galago) is the source of this 2227-nucleotide messenger RNA. It is a transcript of the gene DCTN2, whose product is annotated as dynactin subunit 2. The record is from RefSeq and is a predicted model, not a curated record. Bases 653 to 1867 code for a protein of 404 amino acids. Gene Ontology annotation, cellular component: cytoplasm; dynactin complex; centrosome. Lineage: Eukaryota; Metazoa; Chordata; Mammalia; Primates; Galagidae. The transcript has 15 exons. Gene Ontology annotation, biological process: mitotic spindle organization.